This is a messenger RNA of Malaya genurostris, 1965 nucleotides long. It is a transcript of the gene Sgsh, whose product is annotated as N-sulphoglucosamine sulphohydrolase. NCBI's taxonomy places the organism in Eukaryota, Metazoa, Arthropoda, Insecta, Diptera, Culicidae. The record is from RefSeq and is a predicted model, not a curated record. The transcript is spliced from 2 exons. Gene Ontology annotation, biological process: heparan sulfate proteoglycan catabolic process; glycosaminoglycan catabolic process. Gene Ontology annotation, molecular function: N-sulfoglucosamine sulfohydrolase activity. Bases 176 to 1723 code for a protein of 515 amino acids.
GUUUUAUGCCGAUUAUGUUAUGAUUGUGAUUUGCGGCAUGUUUUGUUUUCGUUUCUUGCAUUACGUCCAUUCCCAGUAAUGAUUCGGCAAUAAUUAAUAGAGUGCGUGAAAGUCACGAGAGUCGCCCAAAAGUGAAAGUCACUAAAAUCAAGCAUUGCUUUCAUUCGCUAAGAAAAUGUGUCGGCUUGCAGCUGUGCAAGUCUGUUUCCUUGCGCUGAUUGGUUUAAGUUCGGCGCAUAAAAACGUACUUUUUUUACUGGCGGACGAUGGAGGAUUCGAAAUGGGAGCCUACCGGAAUCGCAUCGUCCAGACGGCGGCUUUGGAUGCGUUGGCGAAGGAAAGUUUAAUUUUCAACAACGCCUACGCAUCGGUGAGUAGCUGCUCGCCUUCGAGAGCUUCCAUCCUAACUGGAAUGCCGGAACAUCAGAAUGGAAUGUACGGCCUGCACAAUGGAGUUCACAAUUUCGAUGCACUGAAGGAUGCCAAAAGUAUUUCCGGUAUUCUCAGCACAGCAGGAGUACACACCGGAUUGAUCGGGAAGAAACAUGUUGGACCGGGCGAUGUUUUUAAGUUUGAUUACGAACAAACCGAGGAACAGCAUUCGAUCAAUCAAGUGGGACGGAAUAUUACAAAUAUAAAGUUGCUCACCAGGGAAUUUCUUCUCGAAAGUAAGAAAAUGGAUAAGCCGUUCUUUUUAAUGGUUUCGUUCCACGAUCCACAUCGGUGUGGACACAUUACUCCUCAGUAUGGACCUUUCUGUGAGCGCUGGGGAUCCGGAGAGGAAGGCAUGGGUUUGAUUCCAGAUUGGCAUCCAAUCUACUACGUUUGGGAUGAACUGCAACUGCCAUACUACAUUCCGGACACGGAACCUGCUCGACGGGAUGUUGCUGCCCAGUACACAACUAUUUCUCGUCUAGACCAAGGUGUCGGAUUGGUUUUGCAGGAACUGAAAGAUGCCGGUUUUGACCAAGACACUCUGGUUGUUUAUACUUCGGACAAUGGUCCUCCCUUGCCAGCAGCCAGAACUAAUCUGUAUGACCCGGGAAUGGCGGAGCCAAUGUUCAUACGAUCUCCGGACCCGAAUAGCCGCAAGAACCAGGUGACCUAUUCUAUGACUAGCCACCUCGACUUGGUUCCUACAUUUUUGGAAUGGUAUAACAUUUCCUAUCCGGAACCUGAUCCAAGCGAAAGCAAUCGCAUCGAUAAAAUAUCGGAAAAAUCAACCCUGACUGGAAAAUCGCUUCUACCUCUGCUGUAUGCGGAACCUCCGGCCGAUCCGGAUCAGGCCGUCUUCGCAUCGCAAUCCUUCCACGAGAUCACCAUGGCCUAUCCGAUGAGAGCAAUCCGCACCAAGCGCUUCAAACUGAUCCACAAUCUUAACCAUCAGCUUCCGUUUCCCAUCGACCAGGACUUUUAUGUGUCCCCGACCUUCCAGGACAUGCUGAACCGUUCUCUCGCCAAGCAGGAUCUUCGUUGGUACAAAACGCUUACCGAAUACUACAACCGGCCCGAGUGGGAGCUGUUCGAUUUGAAACUGGAUCCCACCGAGCGAAGAAAUCUUGCCGGAAAAGUGGUUACCAAGGAGAUAUUUGAAAAGCUGAGGGCUAGACUACAGAAAUGGCAAACCGCUACGAAUGACCCGUUCCGUUGCUUGCCGGGUGGUGUGCUGCUGGAUACCGGCGAGUAUCUCAACAAUGCAACCUGUUUAACGCUGGGACAGUGAUGGCAGAUGAAUUAAUGUUUUUAUUUUUGUCCGAGAAAAUACUCAUUGUUUUAUGCAAUGCAUGAUUAGUUUUUAGGUGUUGGAAUCUCUGAAAGUUUUGUUGUAUUUAAUAUAGCUGAGUUUAUUCUAGUUGUAAAAGGAAUUUGAUCAAAAUUUUGCAAUUUAUUGAGUCAUUUUAAGUAAACAUUAAACGCCACUGUUUGGCUGUGUCGAUUUUCUUUCUACUGAUAUAUGAUAAAACU